UUGGGUAACACAAAUUGGGCCAAUAAUUCCGAUUCAAUCUGAGGCAAAAUAUGUCAGCGUGUAUCGGCAGGGGAAAUGUCAAACUAGUGUUUUUGUUUUUAUUAUUGUAUCAACCGUAUUAACCAGUUCCAGAAAAACAAAUUAUCUAUAUCAAGUUUUAAUACUACAUAUAUCUAUCAAAUAUCAGCUUAAACAGUUUAAUUAACUAGUUCUUGAAAUAUGAGCUUAGAACACUGUUGUAGAUUAUGCUUGAAAAGCCUUGCCGACAUAAUGUUCGUUGAAGAUAGCGAAGAUAGUUAUUUUUCUCUGGCCGACGACCGUUCUCUGCAACGAAUGAUUUUGGAAUGUUUUCAGAUUCAGGUUUCCGAUGGAGAAAUCGUGUCGAAAGUUUGCAGUCAGUGCAAUGAUGAAAUUCGUUUAGUCCAUGAGAUUCGGAAGCGGAUAAGGAAAACCGAUUUUGAAAUCAAGCAGUAUUAUGCAUCACUAGCGGUAAAAGAUGAAGCAGAGUAUGAAGCUGACCCAGUCGAAAUCCAAGAAAAUGAGCAGAUUGAAUUGAUUGAGAUGGACGAUGACGAACGUGAUGGAAAUACAGAAAUGGUGGCAAGCUUUGGAGAAGAAAAUUCAGCUGAUAACGAUAAUUUUACCCAAAAAUACGAAAUUAUUGAAGUAGAGCCUCUGCUAAGAUAUGACCAAAACACCGUCGAAGAACCAACUGAAAUCAAUCACGAAAGGAAGCAUAUACAUAGCGCCAUACAAAUACAACGUUUGAAAAAUCCAUGUGAUCGUAAAGUACGCAGAACAGUUGACUGCAAGUGUUACAUAUGUGCUACAGAAUUCGACACUACCGAAAUGCUGGACAGUCAUCUUGCGACGCACGUCGGCACCAGCGCUCAGAAAUGCAAUCUCUGCGAUUUCCCUAUAACGACAGUGCGAUCUUGGAAUAUGCACUUGAGAACAAUUCACUUUAGGAAAGGAAAACGUAUUCCUUGCGAAGAAUGUAGAAAGGAUAACAAGGUACGAGAAUUUUCGUCUAAUUUUAAACUGCAAGCCCACAUUAAAUCGUACCAUGAAAAAAUCGUAGAAGUUCAAGAGAAAAAGCACAUUUGUACUUAUUGCGGCAAGGCAUUCUCAAGAGGGACUCAUCUCAGAAUGCAUGAGAAUAUACAUACAAAAGCAAUUUUAUACAAUUGCAAGCAAUGUCCAUUUGCUGCAACGUCGCGAUCUGGAUUGUUAAGGCAUUUACGUAUACAUACAGCUGAGAAACCUUUCAAAUGUGACGAAUGCGAUGCAUCAUUCAAUCAAUCUAAUGCGCUUCAUUCUCAUAAAACCGCAAAGCAUUCUGAUGAACGACCAUUCGCUUGUGAUAUUUGUGGAAACGCGAAACGGUUCAAAACCAAAUACAUCCUCCAAAGUCACAUGAAGAUGCAUGAGAAAUCGGACACAGAUUCAAUCACUAAGGGACGGCGUGUUAAAACAUUAGGAACAAAAAUAACCGUUUAUGAUCCUGAACUAAAAUGCAGUUUCUGUCCUGCAGUGUAUUAUAAGGAAGUGUUCCUUUGCCGACAUAUUGUAGAAAAACAUCCCUCAGAAUCGGUGUCAAUGAUUCCUUGUGAUGAUUGCAAUGUAACAAAUAAAAACGUAUUUUUCCUGACACAAAAAGAAAAAAACCGUCAUGUUGAAAAGCAUGAAAAGACGAAAGCUCUACCUGAGAAGGAACGUCUCUGCAAUGAGUGUGGAAAAACAUUCCAAACAAGCACUGCAUAUCAUCGACACCGUCAAACUCAUAUCGAUAUCGUAUGCAAAGAAUGUGGAAAAUCAUUUUCGACCAGCAGAACAUUGAGACUUCAUUUGCUAACAGUUCACCUAAAAUCCCGACCAUAUAAAUGUGACAAAUGUGAAUCGUCUUUCGGACAAUUGACUUCGUUGAAUGCGCACAUGAAAAUUCAUCAAAAAUAGAAAUAAAACUGGAAAAUGGUUUUCCAACAAAUAUAUGAAA
Messenger RNA from Aedes aegypti (yellow fever mosquito), 1996 nucleotides. RefSeq names its product zinc finger protein 665. The coding region runs from base 220 to 1956 and encodes 578 amino acids. The record is from RefSeq and is a predicted model, not a curated record. Gene Ontology annotation, cellular component: nucleus. Gene Ontology annotation, biological process: regulation of transcription by RNA polymerase II. NCBI's taxonomy places the organism in Eukaryota, Metazoa, Arthropoda, Insecta, Diptera, Culicidae. Gene Ontology annotation, molecular function: DNA-binding transcription factor activity; RNA polymerase II cis-regulatory region sequence-specific DNA binding; zinc ion binding. The transcript has 3 exons.